ACUCAAAUGCAGCCAAAAUAGGUACCAUGAUAUAUACCUCCUGUGCUAUUACUAUUUCAUUUUCUUUGGGACGGCUAAUAAGCAUAAAGGUUCAUGCAUAAGAGCCAUAAAAGCUGGUUUCUUGUUUCCAUCAUCAGCUUGAAGUGUGCAUAAGAGCCACAAAAGCUAGUUUCUUGUUUCCAUCAUCAGCUUGAAGUGUAUAGUCAUCUUUUGCUUUUGAAUAAAAAGCAUGAAACGUGAAAUUACUUUGAUAAAAAUCAACCAGUGGGAAAGACAAUAAAGGAAAAUAGGAGUAUUAUAGGAGACAUGGUAAUAAUUCUUGCAUGGUUUCUUGGCCUAUUUUUCCUGUUAGCUCUUGGAAAGGUGUAUCACAAACUAUGGUGGACUCCGACUCGCAUACAGUACUUGAUGGCUUCAAGAGGAAUCAGAGGCCCUUCUUACAGAUUCGUUCAGGGUAAUGCCAAAGAGAUGUGGAUUAUGAGGGAGGAAGCAAUGAGAACACCUAUGGGUUUAUCACACAACAUAUACCAUAAAGUUCAACCUAACUUUCACUCCUGGUUUAAACUGUAUGGGAAGAAUUUUCUGCAAUGGCUUGGUACUCAACCUCAGAUAGUCAUAUCAGAACUAGAGUUGAUCAAAGAGGUACUUAACAAUAAAAAUAGAGCUUAUCCCAAAGCUAGAGUUGAAGGCUAUAUCAAGAAGCUGUUCGGAGAUGGGCUUGCUACAACUGAGGGUGAAAAAUGGGCAAAAUUGCGGAAACUGGCAAAUUAUGCCUUCCAUGGAGAGAGCUUGAAAGGUAUGGUUCCUGCAAUGAUCUCUAGUGUUGAGAUAUUGCUUGAAAGGUGGAAACACUAUGAAGGAAAAGAGAUUGAGGUGUUUGAAGAAUUUAGGUUGUUGACUUCAGAAGUAAUAUCAAAAACAGCAUUUGGAAGCAGUUACAUUCAAGGAAAGAAAAUCUUUGAUAUGUUGAGGAGAUUGACCUCAAUAGCAACUGCAAAUUUUUUCAAAGUCAGACUUCCUGUCAUGAGCAUGUUCUUCAAGACAAAAGACGAAAUUGAAUCAGAGAUGCUUGAGAAAGAAAUAAUUAACAGCAUAAAGGAGAUGGUUAGCAAAAGAGAAGAGAAGGUAAUGAUAGGAGAAGAAGAUAGCUAUGGAAGUGAUCUUCUAGGUGGACUAAUAAAGGCUUACCAUGAUACCAAUGAAACACAGAGGAUUUCAAUGGAAGAUCUGAUUGAUGAAUGCAGGACAUUUUAUUUUGCUGGACACGAAACCCUCAAUAGCUUGCUUGCGUGGACGAUGUUCCUUCUAGCAAUGAAUACAGAUUGGCAAGAGGAAGUAAGAAAGGAGGUGCUCAACUUACUUGGCCAACAAAAUCCAAAUCCAGAAAGCAUUGCCAAACUAAAAGCAAUGAGCCUGGUGAUUAAUGAGUCUUUGAGAUUAUAUACUCCUGUGAUUGGCUUUUCAAGAAAAGUAGAAAGGGAACAAAGACUGGGAGAUCUUAUUGUUCCUGCUAAUAUGGAUAUCUUCAUAUCAAAUCUUGCACUUCACCAUGACCCUCAAAUAUGGGGAGAAGAUGCACAUAAGUUUAAUCCAGAAAGAUUCUCAGAAGGGAUUGCUAAAGCUACCAAUAACAACCCUGCAGCAUUUCUCCCUUUUGGAAUGGGGCCUCGAGUCUGUGUGGGCAUGAACUUUGCUCUCAUUGAAGCAAAGAUUGCUCUUUCGAUGAUUUUACAACGUUACAGUUUCACUCUUUCCCCGGCCUAUGUUCAUUCCCCUUAUCAGAUUAUCACACUUCAUGCGCAGCAAGGAGUUCAAGUAAUGCUGCAUCCACUAUCAGUCUAGACUUGGUUCCCUUGAAAACACUCGCUCCAUGCCAGACACUACUUGAGCCUGUGAUUAUAUGUGUAACUACAUAAAAUAUAUGAUAAAUUUAUAUAUAUGUUGAGAUUAAAAAUGCAAAAGAAAUUAACACACACACACAAAAUAAAUAAAAAAUCUGGUUUGUUUUAUCUUUUUA
This is a messenger RNA of Humulus lupulus (European hop), 2017 nucleotides long. RefSeq names its product cytochrome P450 CYP749A22-like. Gene Ontology annotation, molecular function: monooxygenase activity; heme binding; oxidoreductase activity, acting on paired donors, with incorporation or reduction of molecular oxygen. The record is from RefSeq and is a predicted model, not a curated record. Lineage: Eukaryota; Viridiplantae; Streptophyta; Magnoliopsida; Rosales; Cannabaceae. The coding region runs from base 307 to 1842 and encodes 511 amino acids. The transcript is spliced from 5 exons.